Messenger RNA from Momordica charantia (bitter melon), 1394 nucleotides. NCBI's taxonomy places the organism in Eukaryota, Viridiplantae, Streptophyta, Magnoliopsida, Cucurbitales, Cucurbitaceae. The record is from RefSeq and is a predicted model, not a curated record.
ACCAACGAUUGGACAAUAGGGGUGACUUGAACAAAAUUGUAAUAAAGGGUUGGAAUUUGGGUUGAGGAUUGGUUAGAAAACAAAAAUUUCAGCUUGAAAGUUGAGAAUACAAUUCCGGAUUUGGCGCGAGGGGUCAAUGAAUCGAAUCGGCUUGGAAGGGGUGCUGUUGAAUGCGAAGAAUUCGAUCACAACAGUUGAUGAACAGCAUCCAUUUCCCGACCCCUGUUCAAUCAUCUCAUAAGGGCUUUUCGGCGUAUUCCAAAUAGCGGAGGAGAAGUUCAGAUUUCCUUUCUUUUCUCUCUACUUUUCUUCAGUUUCUUUAUUCGACCAUGGCCGGGGAACUUAUAUUUGAAAUACCCAUUACAUGGGAGCUUCGUGUUCAUUGUUCUAAUCAAACAAUGUGUUUGAUGUGGAUCUUCCAGGAAAGGUGCUGCUGCAGAAUCUGAUACGUUGUUUCGUCUGUGCAAUGGCUCAACAACGCAGAGUUGUGAUACAGAACAAUCAUGGUGAGAAGCUUGUAGGAAUCUUGCAUGAUACGGGGUCAGACGAGCUUGUUAUUGUCUGCCAUGGAUUUCAGUCCUCGAAGGAGCGCAUUCCUAUGGUGAACCUCGCUGCUGCUUUUGAUAGAGAAGGGAUCAGUGUUUUCCGCUUUGACUUUGCUGGAAAUGGAGAAAGUGAAGGUUUGUUUCAAUAUGGCAACUAUCGCAGAGAGGCUGACGAUUUACGUGCUGUAGUGCAACAUUUCCGUGGUAAUGAACAUACCAUAACCGCAAUAAUUGGACACAGUAAAGGGGGGAAUGUUGUUCUUUUGUAUGCUUCAAAGUAUGGCGACAUUCAUAUAGUUGUUAAUAUAUCUGGUCGAUUUAACCUUGAAAGAGGGAUUGAAGGUCGCUUAGGUAGAGAUUUUUUACAAAGAAUUAAGCAAGAAGGAUUUAUUGAUGUCAAGAAUAGAAGAGGGAAGUUUGAGUAUCGUGUCACUGAAGAAAGUUUGAUGGACCGACUAACUACUGAUGUUCGUGCAUCAUGCUUAUCAAUUCAUGGUGACUGUAGGGUGAUGACGGUUCAUGGAUCAAUGGAUGAAAUUGUACCUGCUGAUGAUGCUCUUGAGUUUUCCAAGUCAAUAGCAAAUCAUGAUCUUUGCAUCAUAGAACGAGCUGAUCAUGAUUAUACUUCUCACCAAGGUGAAUUGGCUUCUGUUGUUGUGAACUUUGUUAAAGAAAAUCUUCAUCUGCACAAAGAUAUGUCCAAGCUGCAGCUCUGCAGAAUGCCUGAUAAAGGUGGUCGUUCUCGGUUAUAAUUCUAUUUCGAGAAGAUCAAACGGAACCUUCCCUUGCUUGUAAACAUUGUUUUUAGAUUCUGAUGAAUUACAUAGACAUGUUUUCCGAGUUUUAGUA